Rhea pennata is the source of this 954-nucleotide messenger RNA. Its product is annotated as inositol 1,4,5-trisphosphate receptor-interacting protein-like 1. The record is from RefSeq and is a predicted model, not a curated record. NCBI's taxonomy places the organism in Eukaryota, Metazoa, Chordata, Aves, Rheiformes, Rheidae. Gene Ontology annotation, cellular component: membrane.
AUGGAGAAUGGACUUUUCCUGAAGGACUUGAUCUUGGCCACGUGGAACGUGUGGCUGUUUGGGGCCUUUGCUGGAGCCCUCCUAUUGCUCUUUGCGCUCUCCUGGAAGGCCACCGAGCAGGAUUUUGAUGAGUCAGAGAGCAGCAGGGAUGAGAGCUCCUCCAGCAGUGACAAGAGCUCCUCCAGCAGUGAGGAGGAAGAGGAAGCCCCCAUCAAUGACUGGUGUCUGGAAAGAUUUCUCAUGCAGCAACUGCAGUUGCCAGUGCUUUGCCUGAGCAGUACACGCAAGGUGGUGGAGGAACUGGUGGGCGACCUGCUCCAUGCCUGCCAUCUGAUCAGCUUGAAGACUGCUCUGCUAGAGCUGGAACCAUGCAUUGGGGUGGGGAGCGUGUUUGAAGGCUGGAGCCUCCAGGGGGACAUCGUCUACAGCCUGCUCGUGCCCCUGAGGCCACCAAGCGGGCACUGCUUCCAACUGGAGCUGGGCACUGGCAGGGAGUUGCUGGCAAGGCACAGCCGUGUUCACGUGGAGCUGGAGAGCGUGUGCUCAAGGCAGCGGCUGCUGGGCGACGUGCGAUGCUUCGUGCACCAGCUCGAGGGUGAUCUGGGUAGAAAUGGGGGCCCCUGCCUCCUCCACUACCUGUGCAGCAGCCCCUGCCUAGAUGUGGAGAAAACGGCCCGUUGGCUCCAGCUAGAGGCAGAGGCCGGCUUCACCUGUAGCACAACACAGCUGGAGAGCUGCACUGUUCCAGAGAUGCUGUUCUUCAGGUUUGUGGCCAGGCAACCUCUCCAGGACACCUGCCACUUGACAUAUCUGAAGCUCUUUGCCCAUUUCCUGGAGGGGGGCACAGACUUUUCCACCUACUACUUGAAAACAGUGCUGAUGCACCUCUCACUCAUAUCUUUGUCAGUCUGUCAUAGAAGGGAUCUCUUGGAGCGGGUGGAUAACAUCCUGUAG